Corticium candelabrum is the source of this 2296-nucleotide messenger RNA. RefSeq lists its product as uncharacterized. Lineage: Eukaryota; Metazoa; Porifera; Homoscleromorpha; Homosclerophorida; Plakinidae. The record is from RefSeq and is a predicted model, not a curated record. The transcript is spliced from 5 exons. The coding region runs from base 174 to 2108 and encodes 644 amino acids.
UAAGGAAAAAACAACGGCAACGACUGCGAGAGACGGGUGCAAACAAACUUCACAUCCCGAACAGGCCUAGUAAUGCCCGCUUCAGACUUAAACUAAUGAGAACGAGCAAAAUUUGAUCACAGAAGGAUACGGGAAUUGAUUGUAACGUGCGCGCGUUGCGCGACAAAUUCUUGAUGGCUUCUGUGAAGGCACAAGGAGACGCCGUUGCUAGUCGUAUCCUUGCAAAACAAAACAUCAAUCGGACAGAGGAAGAACUGGACUCUCUGAUUCCGUGGCUGAGACAAAGAAGCAAGCUGUUUUCAAAAGAACGGGACGUUCCAGACGAAGCAAUCAAAGAUGUACUAGAAGAUAGCCACGUUGCCCGUUACCUAUCGCAAGAGGUGAUAUUCAGAGCGGGUGAAGAAAGCCGUUGUUUCUACGUUAUUAUCUGCGGCUCUGUAUCUAUUGUAACCGAUAAGAGCGUCGAUUCAGGACUCUCGAAGACUGCCAGUACAGAUACUGUAACUAGUAGUAGAAUCAACGUUCACCUUCGACCCGAAGCAGACAGCGACUUGACAGUUCUAGGACCCGGCAAAACGUUUGGAGAAGUGUCACUGACACCGACAACUACUGCGAUGAGGUCUGCCACUGCCGUCGCUAAUACUUCAGCUGAUGUGCUUGUCGUUAGUCGGCCUCUCUUCCACCGCUCAAUUGAACGCUGCCAAAAAGCAGACGCAAAAGAGAAGAAUCAGUUUGUCAACAGCACGUCCAUGUUCGCCGGUUGGUCUCAACAGAAUCGCGGUCUUCUCGUAGCAGCACUGCAACACAGUACUGGCAAACAUCUGGAAAUGUUGUUCAGACAAGGUACGGAGGCGUCUCGAGUGUACUUUAUUCGUUCGGGAUUUGUUACGUUGUCCGUGACACACAGCAAGGAUGGCGAUAACAGUGAGUCUGCUCUGAGAAGACGAUACCAAAACGAUCUCGAGCACCAGGACGGUAACACGAGUGACAAAAAACUUCAAGAAAUCUGCAUAAUAGGACCAAGGGAUGCACUAGGAGACGUCGAAGUUGUGUAUGAUCUUCCGCAUUACAUGUGUACUGCAACCUGUUUGACAAAUGUAGAUGCCUAUUGUCUAGACAAGAGCACGUUUCGUUUUCUGUUCAAACAGAAGAAUCCUGAGACUUGGCUUAAAGUCAACAUUCUUGUCAAUUACAAAUUAAUCAGUAGAGGUCCCAAUCUCAAAGAUUUUCCUAUUUUUGUCUCACUCUUGACAAGAGCCAAUAGGGCGGUGGAACUUGCAGAACACAAGCAGAAACGACGACAGCAGCAACAACAACAGCAGCAAACGAAGAGGAGAACUAGACUACGGGAAGCAGCAGUAAACAAACACAAAGCUCUGGUCACCAAACGACUCGGAAAGAUCGCUUCGGCACAAACUGCCAGCGAAGCAAAACAAAUAUCCAGCAAUCAGAAUGUUAGACUUGAUGCAGAUGAUACCGACACGAUGUUUUCAAACGUCGCUCAAUAUGAGACAAUAAACGACAAAGCCGAGGAGGAACCAACCAAGGAAAACAAGCAAACAGCGCUUACUGAUGACUCACCGACAGGUGUUGCAAACGUCGAAUCGAUUGGAAGAAGAAUUCCGAUGCAGAUUCUGUUGGCCGAGCCCGAAGGGAGACGCUGGAAUACUUGCUUCAGAGCAGCCGUCGACAUGUCCAAUGCUCUUCACAACAUGUCACGAAAUGAAACAGUGAAGCGAUUGCUCGGUCGCCUAAAGCAAAUCAAACCGGUUGUUGUAACGAAAACGACCAUCUGCAAUAAACGUACACGCUUUCGUCGUGCAAGUAAUCCUCCCCCAACGGCAUUAUUCAGUAGUCGCACUACUCUUCCACUAGUAGUAGGAAACCGACAGCUUGAAGACAGUAAGUUUAUUCGACAGGGAUGUCUCACUCCAAUACGAGGUUAUGUACAAGAAAGAGCAAACCAAGGAACUUCACUGCUCAAGACUCGUCUGCGUCCUAGUAUUCAUCCCAAAUUACAACUUGUCGUACAGCGAAUGAAUACUCGUCAGCACACAAGACAAACACAAACAGCACCAGCGUAUGCGUUCAUCAAAGGAACGUGCUGAAGCAUUUAUUGAUAUCGCUCAAGUCAGUUAACCGAUAUAUGUACCGUUACCGUAUUUAAGCGUAUAUAGAUUUAAAAGACGUCGAUGUUGCUUUAGCUAAGAAUUGUGAGGUAAUAGCUGUCAUUGCGCAAGAAUGACAGUGCAUGCUCGCUUGUUUGGUGGAUCUACAUUGCUUUCUUUGUUGUGCA